AUGCCAGUGGCUCCAGGUUCUUUUGAAUGGGUCAUUCCCGCGAAGCCCAAGCCAGGGCGCAAGCCCAAGAAGGACACCAUACAGCCUGUACAAGAACCCGAGGUCGAUAACAAGGGUCGUCGUGUGCAGAAUAGAGCUGCUCAGCGAGCAUUCCGCGAGCGCAAGCAAUCGCAGCUUGCCGAGUUGCAAGCUCGUGUUCAGCAGUAUGAACAAGGGGAAGUCGAACGCAAUGUCGCUCUCCAGAACAUCGCUAAGCGCCUCAAGGAGGAGAACGAGAAACUUCGCUCAGAGAACUCUCUCCUCAAGGAAAAGAUCGGUCAGUUGGAGGUAUCCCAGGACAUCUCGAAGAAGCGUACUCGCGGAGACUCACUUCCGAAGUCCCCUACCCUUCCAUUGAACCAAUUCGCGCGAAAGAAGUCUAAGCUCACGCCGGACCCGCCUAAUUUCGCUCUCUUGUCGAGUAUGGCGUCGUACGAGGGUGUCUCUUCCCCAUCUUCCGUGGGCUCUUCCCCUUCCCCGUCGUCUCUUCCAUCGUCACACAAUAGCUUCUCCCCUGCACCCAUGCACUCAUCGUCUCACGACACGCAAGGUGGCAACCAACUCACCAAUGUCUUCGAUCUCUCUGUAGAUGCGAAGAGCUCUCUCUUCGAAGGCGGUCCCCUCUCGUGUGGCUUCUGCAGCGAGUCAAUAUCUUGCGUCUGCAAGGAGAUCACUAUGCAACAAGUUUCUGAACAGCUGCGAGUGUCCGAUCCUGCGUCGCAGAUAAAUUCAGGGCAGCACGGCAACUCUGCCAUGCAGCUCGACCUGCGUUCCUCGGCGUCGACUGCAAAUUCGCCUCCAUCUAUUCUGGACAACCUGCCAGAGUACCAGGCCCCGGUACCGCUGCGCCGGCGCACCCCAGUCGGCUCCGUACGUCCCGUGUUUUCCAUCUCCUCGUCCUCGAAUUCCGCAAAUACCGCCUCCUGUUCCGGCGACCCGUCGAACUGUCUCGCGUGUGCAGACGAUGCCUUCGGCAAAGCGUUCUGCGAUGCCAUCGGGCGGACACCUCGAUCCUCAUUAACGAUUUGGCGGCCACAUCCGAGACCAUCUCCUGUGACACCGCGUGGCGCGAGCUCAAAUUGCAUCCCAACGUCGACUUUGCCGACCUGA
Molecule: messenger RNA, 1149 nt
Organism: Postia placenta MAD-698-R-SB12
Lineage: Eukaryota; Fungi; Basidiomycota; Agaricomycetes; Polyporales; Adustoporiaceae
Exons: 5
Coding region: 1-1149 (382 amino acids)
Cellular component (GO): nucleus; RNA polymerase II transcription regulator complex
Molecular function (GO): DNA-binding transcription activator activity, RNA polymerase II-specific; transcription cis-regulatory region binding
Source: RefSeq, a predicted model, not a curated record